This is a messenger RNA of Meloidogyne enterolobii, 1048 nucleotides long. NCBI's taxonomy places the organism in Eukaryota, Metazoa, Nematoda, Chromadorea, Rhabditida, Meloidogynidae. The record is from the annotation of a GenBank genome assembly.
AAAACACACACACAAAUUAAUUAAACUCAUUUCUCUAACUAGACACUAUUUCGUCCGUUCCACUAAUGUUGGUGAACAAUUCCACCUAUUUACCUCUCUAUGCACUUGGCUUAUUAGAAAAUCAGGGAUUGUUGUUGAUAUGGAAAUGCCACAUGAAUUUGAAGAUCCGAAUGGAACAAUAGCAAGAAUUUUGAAUUCAAUAAAAGAAGAAAAAGAAUUUGAGAAUUUAAAUAUUCCUCCAAAUAAAUUAAAAUCUGGGGCUGGAAAGCAAUGUGUUCUUCUACUUUUUCAUUUAACUGCAAUUGCCCUUGAAAAAAGUGGUUUUCAAUAUGGAGUAAUGCAGCAGGUAGAGGAUACAGAAGAAAAUAUUCAAGAUGAGGAAAAUCAGGUUGACCAGGCUGAAUUGACUUCGGACCAGUUUGACGAUGAUGUUGAGCUGGCUGAAGACGAGGAUAACCCACUAAUGGAAGAAUUUGACGUUAUUACAGGAGAAGUAGAAACACAAGCAGAUGAAAAUAUUUUUCAAACAGAUCCCCUAAAAAUGAUAAUGCAAAAUGGAACAACUAAAUCACUCGAUUCAAUGCGGGAAGAAUUAGAAAGAGUAACCCCACAAUUGCGUAUAACAAUUAGGGGGACGCAAAAAAAUUGGCAAAUGCAUGCAGAACAAAUAGCUAAAAUGGAAGCAGCGUUGAGUGAACAAUAUGCUGAAUUACAUCCAAUAUUGACCUCUAUGGAUAAAGAAAUUAAUGAUGCGAUGGAAAGGAUUUCGUUGAGAGAACAGAAUUUAAAUGAACAAUUUUCUGGUCUCCUAAACAUCUACAGAACAAAAAAGAACGAGUUGGCUGCAAUUAGCGAACAUUACAAAGAAAGUAGCGUAACAUUGAAUAGCAAAACUGAAACACUUAAAAAUGUAAACGAGGAAAUUGAUGAAUUAAAACAACAAAUUGAAGAACGCGGAACGCAAAAUACAAGUGGAGGUAAAAAACUUGUUUUUAUUAAAAACAUGUUUUGUUUAAACAAACUUGUUUUUCAAACAAACAUGUUUUAA